GACUGUAAAGCAAUGGUAUCGGAUGAAUUGGAGUACUGGACUACUCAAUGACUUUAUUAGAUGACUAUUGUAAAAGCAUAGAUUCUAUUUAAUUUGAGAAACAAUUUGGAAAAAAUACAAAAAACAAGUAUUCAGACGAAUCAAAACUUUCCUACGAAAAGUGGCUAAAAUAAACCUAAAUAGAAGCUAAAAUAUAUUUUGGAAACAAACAAACAAACAUAACACAUUCUUGCGUACACAUAUUGUUUGAAUACAAUUCUAAUCAAAGUAAAUAGUUAUCUUAAGAUUACGAAGCAUUACGAAGAUAACGGAAUCUAGAAAGAAACUAUAAAAUCAUGACCAAUGUCCAGCGGGUCACUCUGUGCGUCGUUGGUGAUUCUGGUGUCGGCAAGACGUUGCUGUGUCUGUCGUACACGGCGAACUACGUACUCAAAGACUACAUGCCGACGGUACUCGAUCACCACUGGACAUUGUUGAAACACGAUGAUUUCAUUGUUGAUUUGCAGAUUUGGGAUCAUUCCGGUUCGGACGAGUACAACACCCUGCGGCCCCUCUCCUAUCCCCACACGGACGUGUUCUUGGUGUGUUUCUCCUUAAAGUCCCUCCAGUCACUUGAGCACGUGCGCUCCGUGUGGCUCCCGGAAAUAGAGAACGCCGUGGGGAAGCGACCCUUCAUUCUCGUCGGAUGUAAACGAGACGACUGUGUUUCUAGAAGAAAGACGCUGGAUGUGCUCACGGACGAGGGCGAGGAGAUGGCGCGGGAACUGGGUGCGGUCAAAUACGUGGAGACCAGCGCUAUCGAACAGUCCGGAUUUACUACGUGCUUUCAUUCCGCCAUCAAUGCAGUUCUUGAAGCCAGGAAGGCGACAGAUCAGUCAGCUGGCAUGCUGGAGUUACCAAUACGCCCGCGUGCAAACACCAUGGUAGCGAAAUCACAGACGUUGAAACCUCAUCGCUCAACGUUACCGAAGCGAUCUUUUUCAAUCAAGAUCAAGGCAGCUCUUGAAAACAAGCAGACGACCAAUCAGUCAAGUGGCGUGCUGGAAUCACCUUAACUAACGCGCUCCAAAACUACGGUAGCAAAUACACAGACGUCAAAAGUGCAUCGCUCACCGUUACCGACUCGAUGUACGUCAAGCGUCUCAUACAAUACCCUUCCGCCUAAAGUUUCUUUGACAACAUAUCAUGAAUAGUUAGUCGAACUAGAUUUAGAAUUUUUUUAUGAACGCCACAACUUCAUUUUGUAUACUGAUCGAUUCGGUUUGUUCCAUUAAUUCAUAUAAUGUUGAGGCUGUUGUUUUGUUCCGGGUUGAAUAAUAAUGUUAACAUUAUAUUCACGAGUGAUUUGAGAAUGCAAUUAUUUUCCGACUGAAAAAUACACUUAAAUGCUCUCGAGGGAAUAAAUACUAGAUUUUCUAUAAAAGCCGUUACAGUUGUUCGACUCUUGUGUACAUUUAAAUGGGUUAAACUGGAAUAGAUCAGGGAAUAAUGCUUUUGUAACAAAAUAAUGAUGUCAUGCAUCUAAAAUAACUUUAAGGAUCGGUUAAUUUUAGUUUUUUUUUCUGUAGAAACAGUUUAGUACACAGUCAUUUCAAGUAGCUGUAUGGACAUAUGUGUAUCCCUAGAUGGUGUUUUGAUGUUUAAUCGUAUUUAUUUUUCUGUAUACAUAUGCUUUACCAUUACAAAUAUAUGUUAUGUUUUAAAAAACAUUGUUAUAUUAUAGGAGAACUGUUUGUUUAUAUUUUGGUUUUGAAUAUUGAUUCUUUUCACUUUUGUAAUGUCUAGGAGACCACGUCGUGAAAUAAGGAAGGUACUUAACAAAUCAUGUUGCUAUUUUUUGCUCGGUAUUCCUGUUUAAGUAAAGACAUUAAAGUAAUGUUUCCUCUGUCUGAAACAUUACUUAUUGUCUUUAAAUCAAGUUUUUAUGCUUAAAAAAAUAAGUCAACAUGCUUUUAAAUGGACUAAUGAAAAAAAUAUCCAAUUUACAUACAUCUGAUAUAUCUACAAAUGAUAU
Molecule: messenger RNA, 2014 nt
Organism: Dreissena polymorpha
Lineage: Eukaryota; Metazoa; Mollusca; Bivalvia; Myida; Dreissenidae
Product: ras-related C3 botulinum toxin substrate 1-like
Exons: 4
Coding region: 336-1055 (239 amino acids)
Biological process (GO): small GTPase-mediated signal transduction
Molecular function (GO): GTP binding; GTPase activity
Source: RefSeq, a predicted model, not a curated record